AUGCCAUCCCUCAUAACCACUCUUCUCCUGGUCCUCGCCGCCUCCUUUACCCUCGCGGCCCCCACCGCAUCUCCCGCGUCCCCCGCUCUCCUCUCCAAGCGCGCCACCUACCACACGACGAACCGACCGACCGACUACCGCGACGACUACUGCGGCGAAGCGACACCUGUCUUCACCACCCCUUCCAACGCCCCGCUCGUGAGCGACUGCCUCGCCAUCGCGGCCGCCUACCCGGGGUCGGGCUACUGGAUCGUGGCGGCGGGCGAGACGGCCGCGUCGGCCGACAGCCGGUGGGUGACGCUGGCGGCGCACGGCAGCUGCGCGUUCCAGACGCGCUGGGCGUACGACAACGACGCGGCCGGGCGCGCCGCGCCGGAGGACUACCGCUUCGGCACCAACGAUCUGCGCUUCUACGUCACGCAGUACUAUACCCAGCACGCGGACCAGGCUGUGGACGGGAGGUUGCAGGCUGCUGCUGAGGUGCAGUGCUAUACGGGGUCGGAGAUUGCGUUUGUUGAGUGGAGGGUGGCGAGUGCGAGCUCCUAG
Thermothielavioides terrestris NRRL 8126 is the source of this 546-nucleotide messenger RNA. RefSeq lists its product as uncharacterized. The record is from RefSeq and is a predicted model, not a curated record. The coding region runs from base 1 to 546 and encodes 181 amino acids. NCBI's taxonomy places the organism in Eukaryota, Fungi, Ascomycota, Sordariomycetes, Sordariales, Chaetomiaceae. The transcript has a single exon.